Molecule: messenger RNA, 1668 nt
Organism: Malus domestica (apple)
Lineage: Eukaryota; Viridiplantae; Streptophyta; Magnoliopsida; Rosales; Rosaceae
Source: RefSeq, a predicted model, not a curated record
AAAUCUGAAUGGCCUCAUGCACUCCAGUGGCAUUUCCGUAAUUUUCAACACAACACAAGAAUGCACUGCUUAGCUCUUCCUUCUUCCAGCUUACAAACUGGCGAGCUUUCUCUCCAUUUUUUCUCGUCAACCAAACAGAAAUUAAAAUAAUAAUAAUAAUUUUGCUACAAUUUCUUUUAUUCUUCUGAGUAUAUGAUGACACAAACAAUCAAGUGGCAUGAAGGAGUACUGCAUGGCUGUGCCUCAUUCCCAUCCUCUGCUAUUCCUAUCUUCAACACCAGGAAGAAAAUUGAGGUGAUAAAGCCAACUUCAAAAGCAACGAAGUUUAUAAGUUCAGAGUCAAAUGGAAAUAAAGUAGCAAAUUUGUGUGCUACAAAGAAGGAAAGAAUUAAGCUGCCAAGUUACGAUGUCGGAAGCAAGAGUUUUCACAUCAGUGAGUUUUUGAGCCACCAAUCAGGAAUUGAAGCCAUGCUCAACACCAGAGCCUUGGAAAGUUUUCAAUCCCUUGAUGCUGAUACUUAUAGGUGCACUCUGCCAAAACUUAAGCUUUUGAAUUAUGAAGCUGCUCCAGUUCUGGACUUGAGAGUAACCCCAACAAAUGAAGAUUGUAUAGUUGAGAUGCUUUCUUGCAGGUUUGAGGGUUCGGAAGCCUUGGAACGCCAAAACAGCCAUUUUUCAGCAUUCAUGACUAAUCACAUGUCGUGGGACACGAACAACUCUGAAUCGUUUUUGGAGGUUGAUGUGAAGUUGCAACUCACACUUGAGAUAUAUACACGCCCCUUUAAUAUGAUGCCGGUAUCAGCUGUUGAGCGUCCUGGAAAUCUAAUGAUGCAAGCGUUGGUAGAUCGGCUGGUGCCAUUGCUUCUGCAGCAACUACUACAAGAUUAUGGAAAAUGGAUUGAUGAACAGUUACAGGAUGUCUCAAAAAGUGGUCCAUUCAUGCAUAGAGAGAGUUCGUAUUCCCCUUUUUUCAGUAGGUGACCUUGCCAUCUAAUUUAAAGCCGAUUGCAACAAGCGAGGGCACAUAUUUGCAGAUUGCGUAACCUGGGCACAUUGUUCAGCAAACCCUCCAAGGGAUUACAAGAUAAAUCAAGAUAUCUCAAGUGUAUCAGUUCACCAAGGGAUUCCAGGGAUCUGUACAUGACCAUAUUUCAACAGUGUUUUGAAAAGAAGAUGAAAGGACAAUUUUGCUCGUGUAGUUAUACUUUGAACUCAAUUUCAUUCAUCUAGUUUGAAUUGCUCGAAUCAAGUCCCUAUCAAUUUGAAGCCAAAUUACUUAUUCAAGUGCAUCAUAAGGAAAAGGGAAGGGAAGGGAAGAAUAAUGCCCUGCCUUUCUUCCUUAGAAAUGGACGACCGCCGGAGCCUAACAACGGUCCCAAGCUUACUGGGAAGAAGGAAGGAGGUGUACAUUUUGUGCAUACAAAAGUCAAACUUCUAUUCUUCGGACCAUUUUCAUGUCUGAAAUUAUGUUUAGAUGCCCGGUGCUGGACUUGAGAGUAACCUACACAAGCUCUUUAGGAAAUUUUCGCGGAGGUCCAACAAUCAGAUGGUGAUCGUAUUAAAUACGUGUAAGUAUUGUAGCCAAUUCUGAAUAUAGUUGGCUUAUAUUUCGUGACACCUUCAUAUUUGCAUCAAAUCCCUAAUAAUUAUGGACUUAAUGGUGACCCA